CCCCCAAGAUGGCCGCCGAUGUAGGAUCGAUGUUUCAAUAUUGGAAGAAAUUUGAUCUACGGCGGCUGCAGAGGGAGCUAAACUCUGUAGCGUCUGAACUGGCGGGUCGACAAGAGGAGAGUGAACAUUCCCACAAGCACCUGGUAGAGCUGAGCUGAGAGUUCAAGAGAAAUGUCCCUGAGGAAGUCCGGGAGAUGGUGGCACCUGUUCUCAAGAGUUUCCAAGCCCAGGUGGUUGCUCUGAACAAGCGCAGUAAGGAGGCAGAGUCUGCGUUCCUGGGAAUCUACAAACAGCUUAUCGAGGCCCCAGAUCCAGCUCCUGUGCUGGAGGCCUCACAUUCCCUGGAGGAAAGGCUGCAGCAGCUUCAGAGUUCAACCCCAGACAGCGAGGCCCUGGUACGGGAGAUCAGUGGGCACUGGAAGAAACACCUGGAGUGCCUUGAAAAGACAGAGCCUGCAGAGGACGAUCAGGGAAUCUCAGACACAGCAGUGAAUAAAGAGGCCCCAGGAUCCAGCUCUCCAGCCUCCCUGAUGACCCCAAAUAGCACUCCGGCUCCUGGAGCCCCGGAUUCCCCACAGCAGAACCACCGGGAUCGAGCUGAUGAUGGAGGGGAGGAGGAGGAGAGCGCUGACGUUAGUUUGGCUGACAGACUAUCAGAGGCCGAGGAGAAGAUCAAAGUUCUGCAUGCAUCUUUGAACACUGCACAGACAGAGCUGCUGGAGCUACGGUGUAAAUACAACCAGGAGAUGAUGAACAAGGCGGAGGAGGUCGACGGCAUCAUGGCGAAUCUUGAGAAAGCAAACCAGAGAGCAGAAAUGGCUCAGAGGGAGGUGGAAAGGCUAAAGGAGCAGCUAUCCAGUGGCCAGAGCGUUACUGCCGGAAGCUGCCAUCCAGCAGAGGGCACUAGCAGGGAGAAGAACGAGAAGGGCGAGGUGUUGCCCUCCCAGCUAGAGGCUGCCUUGCUGGCUAAAGACCGCGAAAUCCUCCGCCUUCUCGAAAACAUUCAGAGGCUGCAGUUCACACUACAGGAAGUUCAAGAAACCUCAGCCAAUCAGAUCCUAGAGCUGGAACGCCAGCUAGCCUACAAGACAGAAGCUAUUGAGAGAUUAGAAGCUAAACUGCAAUCCCAGAUGGACUAUGAAGAGAUUAAAACUGAACUCAGUAUCUUAAAGGUAAUGAAACUGGCUUCAGCAAAUGGCAGCUCAUCCCAGGAUUCUGCCAAGGCUGCAGAGGCUCUUUUGCUGGAUAAAGAGGCCUUUCUUCCAUCUCACAAGUACCUGGUGGAUAAGACCCGAAUACUGCACAGCAAUGAUGAUGACCGUUCUGAGGAUGCAGGCAGGGAGAUAGGCAGGCCACCUGGAUCCCACUCAUCCUCCUCUCAGGUGGACAGUCGUGCCUCCCCCAGCCCUGGUCCCCCCACCCUGGACCGCUCCUCCUCCAGCCACGAUCUCCCCCGUCCUUUCUCAGUGUCGCCGUGCUCUGGGGACCGACUGUCAGGAGACCACAUCCUUCACAAACAGCUCUUAUCUCCACACUUUAAAAAGGACGGCCUCAUGGCUUUCCCUACUGCCCUCUAUGCAGCCAAAGUCGCGCUUAUGUCAGCCUCUCAAGGGCCUGUGGGGUCGGGCAGCGUUGAUGCCGGCUUGCCCAGCGACCAGUCAGAAAGUGGCAGCUCGACCGCAGGAGAUGAGGACCAGCUGGACACGGCGGAGAUCGCCUUCCAGGUGAAGGAGCAGCUGCUAAAGCAUAACAUCGGCCAGCGAGUGUUUGGCCACUAUGUGCUGGGUCUCUCUCAGGGUUCGGUCAGCGAGAUCCUGGCAAGACCCAAACCCUGGAGGAAGCUGACUGUGAAAGGCAAAGAACCUUUUAUUAAGAUGAAGCAGUUUCUCUCUGAUGAACAGAACAUUCUGGCACUUCGGACCAUCCAGGUCCGACAGAGAGGGAGCAUCACUCCGCGCAUCCGAACUCCUGAAACUGGGUCAGACGACGCCAUUAGGAAUAUCCUGGAGCAGGCUAAGAAGGAGAUCCAGUCCCAGAGGGGUGAUGGCAAGUCAUCUCUAAACAGCUCAUCAGGCAGAAGCAGUAACGGGGCUGGCAGCAGCUCUGACGAAACCAUAAAGAACAUUCUCGAACAGGCCAGGAGGGAGAUGGAAGCCCAGCAGCAGGCCCUGAUGGAGAUGGAAGUAUGUGGGAGGGCUUCGACUGUUAGUUCAGGAGUUCAGGUGGAACGUCUGGGGCCCCCUGAGCGCUCCAGGGGCCUGCCUUUACCUAUCUCCAUCAAGCAGGAGGAAGGGGGCUCCAUCACCGUGUGCACGGCCAAUCCCAUCAGCAGCCCCCAGACGCCCCUCAGCGUCCUCUCCCCUGCUGCUUUUGUCCAGAACAUCAUCCGCAAAGUCAAAUCAGAAAUCGGCGAAGCGGGCACCUACUUCGAUCAGCAUUGGUCUCAGGAGCGGGGAUCUGUGGUGCUCGGCGGCGGUGGAGGCAGCUCUCGGCCCUUCAGCUCGGUCUCCCCUUCCUUGUCUUCCUCCUCCUCUGGGCCCUCCACCUUGCCUCGGUCCUGGCUGCGUCUGGAGAACGGUGAGGGUCUCCCCAACAGUGAGGAGGCCUCUGCUGCCGAAGAUGAGCUGAGCCUGGGUCGGCCAGUGGAGGUGAAGGUGGAGUCAGAUACCUCGGUAAGCGGCGAGUCCCCAGGACCCGGCCCGGGACGCCUUUCCUACUACCCAGCAUAUAUCCCCCGUGCACUGAAGCCCACUGUGCCCCCUCUGACACCAGAGCAGUAUGAGAUGUACAUGUACCGGGAGGUGGACACCAUCGAGCUGACCCGGCAGGUGAAGGAGAAGCUGGCGAAGAACGGCAUCUGUCAGAGGAUCUUUGGUGAAAAGGUGCUGGGGCUUUCUCAGGGCAGCGUGAGCGACAUGCUGUCUCGGCCCAAACCCUGGAGCAAGCUGACCCAAAAAGGCAGGGAGCCUUUCAUACGUAUGCAGCUGUGGUUACUGGAUCAGCUAGGCCAAAGCCUUAACCAGCCCCCAAACCAGGGCCACACUCAGGAUAAAAGCCCAGUGACGGCCCAGUCCUCACCCUCCCCACCUCCCAGCCCAGCGGACAGCCAUCCGAGUCCGCUGGUAGAGCCUGUGAGUCUCUCCCUGGAGAGCAGUAAAGAGAACCAGCAGCCUGAGGGCCUGAGCUUGGGAUUGUCCACCCAUCCAGAGGGAGUUAAAUCUACUCCCAGCCUCAUGACAAUGCAUCAGCCCACAAACCCACUGGGCAUCCAGGAGCUGGUGGCCAUGUCUCCGGAGCUAGAUACCUAUGCCAUCACCAAGAAGGUCAAAGAGGUGCUAACGGAUAAUAACUUAGGCCAGCGUCUUUUUGGGGAGACCAUCCUGGGUCUGACCCAGGGCUCGGUGUCUGACCUGCUCUCCAGGCCCAAACCGUGGCACAAGCUCAGUCUGAAAGGCAGAGAGCCAUUUGUCCGUAUGCAGCUAUGGCUCAAUGAUCCUCACAAUGUAGACAAGCUGAGGGCCAUGAAGAAAAUGGAGAAGAAAGCCUAUUUGAAGAGGCGGUACGGCCUGCUGAGCACCGGCUCGGACAGUGACUCACCCAGCACUCGUUCUGAGUGUGUGAGUCCGGCUUUGGCCUCACUGGACUUGUGCCCCUACAGUCAGGUGAAGAAGCCUCGGGUGGUGCUGGGAGCUGAAGAGAAAGAUGCCCUGAGGAAGGCAUACCUUCUGGAGCCCUACCCGUCUCAGAACACCAUCGAGAUGCUGGCGUCGCAGCUCAACCUCAAAACCAACACUGUCAUCAACUGGUUCCACAACUACAGGUCCAGGAUGCGACGGGAGGUGCUGAUGGAGGGUCUGCCAGACAAUGAUACAGAUGCUGAGCACCACAGCUACUCCCCCUCAGUGACACGGAGCCCUCACUCUGAUGGAGAAGAGAGGAGGCUGCAGCAGCCCUCAGGACACAUCCACUCCAGCCUUCCUCUUAGUGCCAACACCUCACUGCCUCAUGUCAAACAGGAGGCGUUAGACAGGGAAGACGAAGGGGAGGAGGGAAGGGAAGGCUCUGUUAAAAAGUCGCGGGUUCAGUGUUUUCCCACAGCAGUGCCAUUCCCGCAGUUGAAAAGUGAGCAUGAGGACUCCAUCUCUGGUUGUCGUGAGCCCCAUUUGGCAGGCCAGAGCUUGAGGCAGGAAGAAGGUCAGGGACUCUACCCUGGAGGGCUCUCUGUAGACAGCUCCCAGAGAACCAAUCAGACCAGGCACGAGGGGGAGGAAUCUGGAAAGUCACCCAUUGACCCGGUCAGCUUCAAGGCUUCGUCAGAGCCCUGCCGCAGCAGCCUGGAGGUGUCUCUCAACUCACCCUCUGCUGCAUCCUCACCGGGCCUUAUGAUGUCAGUCUCCCCUGUUCCUUCCUCCUCUGCUCCCAUAUCGCCCUCGCUGCCCAACCCUCCAUCAACGAGCACUAGUCACAGCCUCGACCCUAACCCGCCCCCUCCCUUCCAAAGUCCCAAACUCAACAGAAGCACUCAGAGACGCACGGAGAAAAUGGCCAACCUCAAUAACAUCAUUCACAGGUUAGAGAGAGCAGCCAAUCGAGAAGAGACUCUGGAAUGGGAGUUUUAA
Molecule: messenger RNA, 4619 nt
Organism: Archocentrus centrarchus (flier cichlid)
Lineage: Eukaryota; Metazoa; Chordata; Actinopteri; Cichliformes; Cichlidae
Gene: cux2b
Product: cut-like homeobox 2b
Exons: 22
Coding region: 195-4619 (1474 amino acids)
Biological process (GO): regulation of transcription by RNA polymerase II
Cellular component (GO): nucleus
Molecular function (GO): RNA polymerase II transcription regulatory region sequence-specific DNA binding; DNA-binding transcription factor activity, RNA polymerase II-specific
Source: RefSeq, a predicted model, not a curated record